Protopolystoma xenopodis is the source of this 495-nucleotide messenger RNA. Lineage: Eukaryota; Metazoa; Platyhelminthes; Monogenea; Polystomatidea; Polystomatidae. The record is from the annotation of a GenBank genome assembly.
GUCCUGGGCCUUGACUCAGUUCUUCGAAAGGAGCCCCGUGUUGCGUUUCAUGCUGCUCUGACAAACACCAUAGUCGACAGACCGCCGUCAAUCAAUAUCUCGUUGUUAACCCGGAACAAGAAGACCGCCUCUGUACCCAAUUCGCUCAUUAGUGAAGGUGGUGGAAGCGGUAGUAGCUGGGCGAAGUAUAUCUACCAGUCACCAUGCGGCCUGGUCUUCGACAAAUUAGUGAUCAAUAUCGGCGAUGGUUACAACGCCACGAACGGCGUCUUCACUUGCCCUGUGACAGGAGUAUACGUAUUUUCGCUGGUCAUCUCGGCGAACGACAAGCAGAAGCUAACUCUUAUCAAGAGUUGGCCGAGUCACAAUGCAAUUAAAUUCGAGAAUAUUGUUGAUGGCAGCGACGAUUCUCGUGAUUACUAUGAUCAGGCCUCCUCAUCUAUUCCAGGGACUGGCAAAGUGGAACAAAAUUGCCCUCAGACACAAUCAAGUUGA